Drosophila rhopaloa is the source of this 1111-nucleotide messenger RNA. It is a transcript of the gene Fadd, whose product is annotated as fas-associated death domain protein. The record is from RefSeq and is a predicted model, not a curated record. Gene Ontology annotation, biological process: signal transduction. The coding region runs from base 113 to 823 and encodes 236 amino acids. Gene Ontology annotation, molecular function: protein binding. Lineage: Eukaryota; Metazoa; Arthropoda; Insecta; Diptera; Drosophilidae. The transcript has a single exon.
GACAAUGUUUGGCCAUACGGUCAUACUGAACCAGACAAAAAGUAGGAUAGGCAACUUUGGAUCGCAGUAAAUACCACCGCUUUUGAUCAAAAGUCCAGAUAUAUUAGUCACGAUGACGGGGGGCAACCACUGGAGCUACGACAUCCUCAAGCAGAUGGUCAUCGAAGGAUGCACAGUGGAUGUGGAGGAGUUGAAGGCGAUGCUCGCAGACGAGAUUGGUUCGCAGCGGCGAUUGGAUUGUAUCCGGUCCAUUGAGGAUCUAAUCGACUGCCUGGAAAGGGCCGACGAACUGGCCGAGGACAAUGUGGAGCCACUGCGUCGGAUGUCCAUCAAUCAACCAAAGCUAAUCGAGGCUCUGAACGGCUACACCCCACCGGAAAAUGUCCGGGAUCGGACGGUGAAUAUGUACCAGGAAAUCCGAUUGGCCGAGGAACUGCGUCAGCAACUCCGGAUUGCACCGGUUCAGAUGGCUCAUCCCGCGGUUUCCGUAGCUGCAGCACCCACGCCUGCAAUCCAGAAUUAUACCACUCCGGCUGCAUUUACGGAUCGCAAACGGACGGCUGUCUUCAAGAAAAUAUCCGAGGAACUGGGUCGCUAUUGGCGACGUUUGGGUCGAUCGGCCGGCAUUGGCGAAGGCACCAUGGACAACAUCGAGGAGCGCUAUCCGCACGAUCUGAAAUCGCAGAUCCUGCGACUAUUGCAACUCGUCGAGGAGGACGAUUGCCAUGAUCCCAAGCACUUUCUCGUUCGCCUUUGUCGCGCCCUCGGCGAUUGUGGUCGAAAUGAUCUGCGCAAGAAUGUGGAGCGGAUUAUGUCCCACUAACCCUAUAAUAACCCACUCUUUAGGUUAGUUAUCAAAUGUUUGUAUUUCAAUUGAUGGCCUGAUAACAAGGGGUGAUUCCCCGGCCAUCGGUGAUAAGGUUUGCGCCUUUAAGCCAAACCAAUUUAGCAAACAGUGCUUUUGUUGUAAUUGUCUAAUCACCUGCAUAAUAAUGUGUGGGUAGAAUUUGCAAUAUGCUAUCGAGUGUGUUUGUUAUAUAUAAACGUAAAUUUUGUUUAUUAAUAAAAGAGAUUUAAUUUUUAAAAUUUUUUUAUACUUUAAAUCUUUUAU